Molecule: messenger RNA, 802 nt
Organism: Lactuca sativa (garden lettuce)
Lineage: Eukaryota; Viridiplantae; Streptophyta; Magnoliopsida; Asterales; Asteraceae
Source: RefSeq, a predicted model, not a curated record
GAGAGAACUAACUAAUCACCUUCAAAAUCUUUAUCGGCAAAACAGGAAAAAAAAAAAUCAUUUGUACUUUCUCUCUCUACAAACUCUACAAAAAUGGCAGCAAGUCUCAUGCCUAUUCAGCCUCCGGUCAUCGUCCGAGCAUCCGCCUCCACCUCCGGCAACCAGAAGUCCGACUCUCAACGCAAAAGCUGGUGGACUCCACUCUUCGGCUGGCCCUCCGAGCCCGACUACAUUGACUCCGGCAACAUCGACAAAAGCAGGAAGAAUAACACCACUUUCUCGGCGAAAUCAGGCGCCACUUCGGACUCGGAUCUGGAUCAGAGGCCGGUCAGAUCUCGUAUAUCCCCGGGGAGCUUCACCGAAGAAAAGGCGAGGAAGCUCCGGAUGUUGACGAUGGAAAUGGAGUCGUUUCACGAGGCGAUGUAUCACUCUGCCAUCGCUUCACGUCUCGCUUCCGAUUUCUCCGAUCGUUCUGAUGAAUGAUCGAUCUCCGAUUUCCGGCGAGUAUGUGUUUCGAUUAAUUUUAAAUUGCAAUUAGUUUUGUACAAUUAGAUUUAAAGUUCUAGAUGUUUCUUUUCAAUUUAGUAACUAUUAUUUUAAAAGGUUACUUUCAAUCUUUCAUAGUUGUAGUAUUGUAGACUUGGAAGUUGGAAACGAAAGGCAGAUGUUGAUAACAUAUGAUUUUCUAAUGUUUUUAUAUUAGAGAUCUUUGAUUAACCGACCCUUGAAGAUUGGGAUGAUGUAUGUAUAAUACUAAUGGUAGUAAUAAUUUGUAUAUAAAUAAAAUAUUUGUUUAAUUUAA